Messenger RNA from Gallus gallus (chicken), 1551 nucleotides. RefSeq names its product coordinator of PRMT5 and differentiation stimulator (gene COPRS). The transcript has 5 exons. The record is from RefSeq and is a predicted model, not a curated record. NCBI's taxonomy places the organism in Eukaryota, Metazoa, Chordata, Aves, Galliformes, Phasianidae. Bases 229 to 759 code for a protein of 176 amino acids. Gene Ontology annotation, cellular component: nucleus. Gene Ontology annotation, molecular function: histone binding.
GAGCAGGGCGGGCGCGCGCCGACAGAACUCCUCGCGGCUGCGCUCGCGGGCGUCACCUCAGCGCUGCCCGGCCGCCGCGGUGGGAUCCUGCGGGGCGGGGAGAGGGGGACCGUCAGACACGUUGAGGUGUUACCUCCUGCUGCGUGUCCUCCAUCUUUGUCCGGUUCCUUAGGGCUGCUGGGAGCCCUGGCCCUCAUAUUUCCUUGGCACAACACCUCACACGAGGUGAUGGCUGCCACUCUUGAGCACACGAGCUUGGAGGAGGAACAGCCUCCUAACAAGAAGGAAACCAUGACCUGGAAACCCACAGAAGUUAAGCCCAAAAUAUUAGGGCAAACUAAAGCAGAUGAAUGUUUGCUGAAGAAUAUCCUAUGUGUCCUUGAUAGUGACUCUGAAGGAAGUGAAUUCUCUGAUAUCUCUGCAUGUGAAGAUGAUGUCAGUCUGCAUACAGACACUGACAUGGAAGACUUGUGUGGUGAACUCUCUCGUAUGCCUGAGGAUGUAACUUUCCCUCAGCAGCAAACUGCUUCGACGUAUGAGGUGGAGGACUGGGAUAAAGAGUUGGAGGAGUCUGAAUGUAGUCCUUAUGAUGCUGGUGAUCUCUACUGUGGAAGCUUUCAGGAAAAUAAUCUUUUGGCCUCGUACUCAUUUCGAGAGGAUUCAUUGUACAACCCGUGCUGUCACCAUGCAGCUUGCCUUGCUUUUACGCUGCCAGUUAGAAUGACUGAGGUUGGCCAGUUUGAUGAUGCUGAUGAAUGAGGUCAGAACUAAGUUUGGCUUCUGAGUUGGAUUGUUCUUCACUGACUGAGUUGCAGGUGCUAACUGUAAGCUGCUAGUGCACUUCUGGACUGUUUUCUGUUUGUGUUUCUGUGUUGCUAAUUCAUUGUUUGGGAGGAAGUAUGUAAUUUCAAAUCUUAGCUUGAUUGCAAAGUGUUGCUGAUUUUGGCAUGCCUGGUACUUGCAUGUCUGGACACUUAACCUGUAAUUUUCUUUCAUUUGUUAUGGUAUUGGUCUUAAAAACUCUUCUUCCUUCCAAUAUUCUGUUGUACUCCUGUGUUGCAGUUUGUGACUACAUAUUAGUUGUGACAAAAUUAGACGUGGCAAUACAAAAUGAGUUCUUUUGGUUUGAUGUGUUUCAAUACAAAGGAAUUUGCAAAAUGUCUGUGAAGUAUGUAACACAUGUGGGCAUAUAUUUGGGAUUGUUUCCUGUAGAAAUUCUGUGUGUUUGACAGACUCCCAGGAAAGAUUUCUGCACAUCAGACCUCAUACUCAGGUGUAUUGUCUUCCAGUCUCACAGUUGUCUGACACUGUGUGAGGAUGUUUUAAAGACAUGUAAUGACAAAGAAAAUACGCUUAUGUGAUCUCAGUGUGUCCUGCGAACAGCAGUGAAUUGAGAUUCAUGAUAUUACUGAUACUUUGAUAUUUCUUUGUUGACAAAUGAGGAAAUGGGAACACAAAAUACUUCCAUAAAGUUUCCAAGAGAAUAGCUGGAACUGGAACUAUAUCCUUUUUGCCUCUGCUUUGGAAUUAAAGGAAAUGUUCUCAAAUGAA